UCCGGACUCCCCAUCGAUCAGGAGCUCCGGGAAUUUCCCUGGCCGGGGGGCUCCGGGCUUUCCAGCCCCGAACAUGCAUAAAAAGGAUUCGCCGACCUCGGGGAGCCACAGAGCCCGGGCCGCAGGCACCUCCCCGCCGGCUCUCCCGCUCCUCGCACCGCCGCCCGACCCGCCCGCCGAGCCCCAUGGCCCGCGCCGCGCCCUCCGCCGACCCCCGCAACCCCCGGCUCCUGCGGGCGGCGCUGCUGCUCCUGCUCCUGGUGGCCGCCGGCCGGCGCGCGGCAGGAGCGCCCCUGGCCAAUGAACUGCGCUGCCAGUGCCUGCAGACCCUGCAGGGGAUCCACCUCAAGAACAUCCAAAGUGUGGAAGUGAAGCGGCCGGGACCCCACUGCGACCGAACCGAAGUCAUAGCCACACUCAGGAAUGGGCAGAAAGCUUGUCUGAACCCCGCAUCCCCCAUGGCUAAGAAAAUCAUCGAAAAGAUGCUGGACAGGGAGAGCACCAACUGACAAGAGUGAAGUAAGAAGCUCAUCAGCUCAUCAUUGGCACUUCCUGCAGGGUGGUCCCUGCCCUAUGAGAGCUGAAAAUGAAAAGAGAACAGCUGCUUUCUUGGGACACCUGGAAAGGACUUAAUGUGUUUGACUAUUUCUUAGGAGAGUUCUACUUAUUUAUGUAUUUAUUUAUUUUUGAAAGCUUUUAUUUUAAUAUUUCAUAUGUUUUUAUUUAAAGAUGUGUGUUUUAUCAAACAUAGCUCAAUCCUGAUUAUUUAAUUGGAAUAUGAUGGGUUUUAAAUGUCUCAUUAAACUAACAUUUAGUGGGAGACCAUUAUGUGUGAGCCAGCUUGAUAAAUGAUAGGGUAGGGAAUUGCGGGGUGGGGGGUGUUGGAAUGAAAGCAAUUAGUGAGGUCACUGUUAGGGUAAGGAAUGUAUGUGCCAAUCUACUUUUUAUACUUUUUUUUUUUUUUAAUGAAUGUCCGUUGUUAUUUAUUGAAAUUAUCUCACAUCAUGCGUUCAACAUUUUUAUGCUGAAGUUUCCCUUGGAUAUUUUAUGUCUUGUGUGUAGGGCAUAAUGCCUUGUUUAAUGUCCAUUUUGCAAUGUUUCUCUUUGCCUUUCAACAGAGAAGUUACCAUUACUGUUAUAUUUUUACAAAUGAUAUGAUAAUAAAAGUUUUAUG
Molecule: messenger RNA, 1174 nt
Organism: Saimiri boliviensis boliviensis (Bolivian squirrel monkey)
Lineage: Eukaryota; Metazoa; Chordata; Mammalia; Primates; Cebidae
Product: C-X-C motif chemokine 2-like
Biological process (GO): chemotaxis; defense response; immune response
Cellular component (GO): extracellular region
Molecular function (GO): chemokine activity
Source: RefSeq, a predicted model, not a curated record